This is a messenger RNA of Penicillium angulare, 933 nucleotides long. RefSeq names its product ankyrin repeat domain-containing protein. Bases 1 to 933 code for a protein of 310 amino acids. The record is from RefSeq and is a predicted model, not a curated record. The transcript has 2 exons. Gene Ontology annotation, molecular function: protein binding. Lineage: Eukaryota; Fungi; Ascomycota; Eurotiomycetes; Eurotiales; Aspergillaceae.
AUGGCAAAAGACUUUAACCAGCCUGCCCCGGAGCGGUUGCUUAUUAUACCGAAAGAAAGUCAGCGCCAUCCUAUUUCUUGGCAACCUUUACGCGAUUUUGAACACCGAGCUCAGCAUUAUUCUGCGAGAGGCCUGUCGCAGAAGCUUGAUUUGGCUAGUCAAGUUUUGUUUGUUGCCUGCCUACUCAAUGGGUACGGAAUUCCAACAAACGACGGAAAGGUUCUUGAGCUGCUACUCAAGGUUGCCGUUGACGGAUUCUUUAUUCUACAAGCAUAUGCUUACCGAAUCUUUCGUGCUUGUUCGAGACAUAUCCCUUUUGAUGUACCAGUACUCAGCUUCUUGACUAGACAAUCUCUUCAGGGGUCGCGCAUGGUGCUGGAGGAUCUUCACGAGCUGGAUUCCGUAAAAGCGACCAAACUACGUGAAACUGUGAGAUCCAAGACUGGCGGUGGGGUGGGAGCUGGUUGGUUUUUGAAUGAUCAAUGGCUGGGUGAGGAGCUCGAUAUUGAAUUGAUUUGUCGGGGCAAGUUUUCUACUAUGAGUCUAGGCUCAAAAUCGAAAUUGGCAGAUGCUGUCUUGAAUGUGAGAGGAGACAACAUCAUCCACCUUGCAGCUGCGACUGUCCAUCCGAAUCUUUUCAUGGCUUUAGUUACGAGAUUCCAUUUGGACGUUAAUAAAACUAACAAGGAGGGAGAAACGGCUCUACUUUGCGCAUGCCGCUCCGAUCACCCUAAUGUGGUCUUAUUUCUGCUGGGAAAUGGUGCUAAAGCUACUAUACAGGCUUCUAAUGAGGAAAGCCCUCUUCACUGGCUUAUCUCCUUUGGUGAAAGAAUCGAUACCAAAGCCUUAAGGAGAGACCUUAUUGAGAGGAGUGAGGCAAACGUAAAUGUUUUCACAACUCGUCGUAUGAUAAGAGAACAAAAGACUGGGUAA